This is a messenger RNA of Setaria italica (foxtail millet), 1007 nucleotides long. Its product is annotated as tankyrase-1. The transcript is spliced from 5 exons. Bases 125 to 751 code for a protein of 208 amino acids. The record is from RefSeq and is a predicted model, not a curated record. Gene Ontology annotation, molecular function: protein binding. Gene Ontology annotation, biological process: positive regulation of protein catabolic process; protein ubiquitination. NCBI's taxonomy places the organism in Eukaryota, Viridiplantae, Streptophyta, Magnoliopsida, Poales, Poaceae.
CUAGGUUUUUUUCCGCCCAGCUUGUAGCCCUCGACCCAAAGCCGCCGCCAAGAGGGUUUCUCUUUUGCUCACCAUCUCGGAGUCGGACGCUCGCCGGCCCAAUCCCAAGCAGUCCUCGCCGCAGAUGGCAGUUCCCGGCGGCCGCAACGGCCUCAGGGAUGACGACGACGACAUCGCUGAGCACGCCGAGGCCUUCGGUGGCGUCUCCGAUGACGAGGAGGUGCCUCCCCACCUCCGCGCCCUCGCCAACGCCGCCCAGACCGGUGACGUCGCCGCGCUCCUUGCCGCCCUCGAUAAUCAUGAUGGCAGUAUUGAUGUUCCAGUUGAAGAUGGUGAUACUUUGCUUCACCUAGCAUGCUUAUACGGUCAUCUCCCUUGUGUGCAGCUACUGUUGGAACGUGGAGCUAGCUUGGAAUGCAAAGAUGAAGAAGGUGCAAUCCCUCUUCACGAUGCUUGUGCUGGAGGCUUCACUGAGAUGGUCCAAUAUAUUCUGAACUUUGCUGCUAACAAGGAUGGUUGCGUAGUGCGAAUGCUCAACACUGUGGAUUCUGAAGGCGAUACACCGCUCCACCAUGCUGCUAGAGGGGAACAUUUGGAUGUUGUCAAGCUUUUGCUCGAGGCCGGGGCAUCCCCCAAGAAGGAGAACACGUAUGGGCAGACACCCGCUGAUAUGGCUGACCAAGACACUGAAGUCCGAGGCCUGUUGACUGCCAAGCAAAUUGAGGCAAGCACACACAUGAGUGAUGAUUAAGUCUGUGGAAUCCUUAGUUGAAACUGGUAGUGUGGAGUAGUAGUCGUAAUAUACCGCUGUCUUAUCCGCUAUCCAAUCUUCAUCAAACCUGGAGUAAUAUUGUAGCCAGAAUUUUAAUGGAGGGAUUAGUUACAUGAUCGAUGCUCCUUUUCCAUAUUGUUGCAUUAUAUGAAAGAUAUAUUUGAACACCCGUUGAUUUUGUUGUUGUAUUCCUUGAUUGUUCCACAGCGUCUUCUAAGUUUCUUUGAGAACGAAA